AUGUCUGAUUUAAGAAAAGCUGCAAUUUCAAACACAAAUAUCCAAAAUUUACUCAAUGCAAGAUCAAUUUCGCCAUCCCCGUCUCCUUCUCAAAGUGGUACUUCAACUCCAGUUAAUGGUAAAAUGGAAAAAACUGAUUCAAUCUUAAAUUUAACUCAACCUGAAUUAUUUGGUAUUUAUAAAAAUGAUUCAUUUGUUAAUUUAAAUAAAGAUAUUGAUGAUACUUCAGAAUUAGAAAUAGAUAUAGGUCCAACAAAAUCAAAAGAAAAGAAAACCACCAAAAUUAAUCAACCUGAACCAACAACAGGGUUUCCAUUUAUUAUCAAAUUAUUCUUUUUAUCUAGUUCUGCAUUUUUAUACAAUGAAAUUACAAAACAUAUAAAUUAUAAUCAUUUUAAUGAAAAUCAAUUAGUUAAUUUCCCUUUAACAAUAACUCAUUUUUUCUUAUAUGGCUUUGUUUCAAAAUUUAAAAUAUCUAAUUAUACUAAAAUCGAUAAUGAAUUUGGUCAAACUUUAGAUUCGAUUUUAGCUUUAACUUUACAAGGUUUAUUGAUGGCUUCAUUACAUCCAAUUAUGGAUAGAAUAUUACCAAAAUUUUUAACAAAAAGAUUAUUAUCAUCAAAUCCACAUCCUGGUUCAUCAACAAGUUAUUCAAAUUUAUUUAAUGAUUUAAUUAGAUCAUGUAUUACAUUUUUAGGUAUUUCAUAUGCUAUUCGUAAAAUUGAAUGGACUUCUUUUUUACAAGUUUCAAUUAUUUGGUCAUUAAUUAAUCCUGGUUUAUGGUUGUUAUUAGAUGGAACAAUUUCAGGAUUUUUAAGUUCAUUUAUUGUUUCAUUUUUAGCUUGUGUUUUAAUUUAUUGGGAAAAUUAUCAUUUUAUUGUACAAUAUUCAAAUUAUACAACUGAUGAUUUAAUUGCUUUAUGGUUAUGGAUUGGUAGUUUCUUUUUUUGUGGUAUUAUCAUUUUUGGUAAAAUUGGAAGAGGAUUGUUUGGAAAGAAGUAG
Messenger RNA from Insectozyma verbasci, 1002 nucleotides. NCBI's taxonomy places the organism in Eukaryota, Fungi, Ascomycota, Pichiomycetes, Serinales, Debaryomycetaceae. The record is from the annotation of a GenBank genome assembly.